Molecule: messenger RNA, 1023 nt
Organism: Vanderwaltozyma polyspora DSM 70294
Lineage: Eukaryota; Fungi; Ascomycota; Saccharomycetes; Saccharomycetales; Saccharomycetaceae
Gene: SFC1
Product: Sfc1p
Exons: 1
Coding region: 1-1023 (340 amino acids)
Biological process (GO): succinate transport; transmembrane transport; fumarate transport
Source: RefSeq, a predicted model, not a curated record
AUGUCACAAAAGAAAAAUUCUUCCCCUGCAAUCAAUUUAAUCGCUGGUGGUACAGCAGGUCUGUUCGAAGCUUUAUGUUGCCAUCCUUUAGACACUAUAAAAGUAAGAAUGCAAAUUUAUAAAAGAUCACAUUCUUCAAAUAUCAAACCUCCAGGUUUCGUUAAAACUGGUUCUUCCAUUUAUAAUCAAGAAGGUUUCUUAGCCCUAUAUAAGGGUUUGGGUGCUGUCGUCAUAGGUAUUAUUCCAAAAAUGGCUAUUAGAUUUUCUUCAUACGAAGCAUAUAGAUCUAUGUUAGCUGACAAACAAACUGGUAAAGUUUCUACUGGUAACACUUUUAUUGCUGGUGUAGGUGCUGGUAUCACUGAAGCAGUAUUAGUUGUCAACCCUAUGGAAGUUGUCAAAAUCAGAUUACAAGCUCAAAGUUUGGUUACACCAACUACAAUUCAAACUAAUUCUAUCAGUGGAGGUGCUGCAACUGCCACUGCUACCGCUACUGCCACUGCCACUGCUCCACAACCAAAAUAUAGAAAUGCUAUUCAUGCUGUUUACACGAUUAUUAAAGAAGAAGGUGUAUCCACUCUUUACAGAGGUGUCUCCUUAACUGCUGCAAGACAAGCAACUAACCAAGGUGCUAAUUUCACAGUCUAUUCCAAACUAAAAGAAUAUUUGCAAAACUAUCAUAAAACUGAAGUGUUACCUUCAUGGGAAACAUCGUGUAUUGGUUUGAUCUCUGGUGCUAUAGGUCCUUUCUCAAAUGCUCCUUUAGACACUAUAAAAACUAGAUUACAAAAGGAAAAAACAUCUAAAACAGACACUGGUUCAAGUUGGAAAAGAAUUGUUACAAUUGGUAACCAAUUGAUCAAAGAAGAAGGAUUCAGAGCUUUAUACAAGGGUAUCACUCCAAGAGUUAUGAGAGUUGCACCUGGCCAAGCUGUCACCUUUACUGUUUAUGAAUUUAUUAGAAAGAGAUUGGAAGAUACAGGUUUCUUUAAAUCAUCUGGUCCAAAAAUCAAGAAUAACUAG